AUAUCUUUUCAAGAAAAUAAGGCGAUAAUACGCGGUGAAGAAAUAAGGAGAUCUUUCUAUAAAGAAAUUUCAGUUGAAAAAAUCAUAGGCAAAUUACUGCAUCAACCGCUAAGAAUGUGGAGAAGAAGCAAAACUGAAUGGUUCCACCUACUCAAAACUAAGAGGGGAUGCCGCCUACUACUAAAAUCCCGGUUUUUGCAACAGUUGCGUUCUUCUAUGCAAGAAGAAGACUUAGAAAGAACAAAGAAGUUUGGAUCCGAAAAAGUAUGCUUAGGAAGUUCCUUCGCUGAGCACAAGAGAAUGAAGAGGAAUUUGUUAAAAUCCCUAUUCUUAUCGAAGAGAAGGAAGGAGAAAAACCUAAAUCUUCCUACUCGAACAAUCAGUCCUAUAGUUUACAACUCUUCUUUAUCUUUAUAUAGUAAUUCGACCUAUUGCUUCGCAUCCCCCCAUAAGUUGACUAUGAAGAGAAGAAUCAAAAGGAUCGAACUACCUACUCAUUAUUCGGAGGUUAAUCAUAGAACACCAAAAGCUGUGGUAUCUUAUGGACCUAACAUAGGUCAUAUCCCUCACGACAUAAGAUUAAAAGAUCCAAACCUUCUUCUUCGGAGCAGAAACGGACGUGGCCAAAACAUAUAAAGAUCGGCGUAGUCACUCGUAGUAGGAGUCAAGAUAUUGCGUAUAAAUAUAUAUAAAGAGAGAGUCUCUUGAGCGGCCGAGAAUCUUCUGUCAAAAGGACCAAGGACGAUCUUUUCGGAAAGGAGGAGUCAGUCUUCUUUGAAGAUCGAGGCGCGUAGCGGACAAUUAUGCCAUUCGGAAGAAGUCUUCUACAGAGGGAAAGCCUGUAUCGAGUAAGUGGAGAGGAAAGAUCCCCGGAGAUUGAGGAACAUGAAGAGAUCUAUUAAGAAGAGAAAGAUUUAUCCGAAAAAAUAUCUGACCAGUUACAUACAAUUACAAACUACACGAAAGUUGCCCCUUUUUCAUGGGGAUUUACCCAUCACAGAGAUGCACAGAGGAACAAAACGAACUUCAUAUAUCCCUUUUCCACUCAAUCCAGAAACAAGAUUUGACGUUAUUCCGCUUCGUCUCCAUUUUCUUGAAACUAUUCCUCAAGCAAGGCA
Messenger RNA from Raphanus sativus (radish), 1118 nucleotides. Its product is annotated as ribosomal protein S4, mitochondrial. The transcript has a single exon. The annotation marks the transcript as partial. NCBI's taxonomy places the organism in Eukaryota, Viridiplantae, Streptophyta, Magnoliopsida, Brassicales, Brassicaceae. The record is from RefSeq and is a predicted model, not a curated record.